CACAUCCGUUACAUCAGCACUGAAGAUGGAAAUGAGAGGCACAAUGCAGGUGUGGUCCCCAAGGCGAGGAAGAGCAUGUCAGAUCAUCUGAAGAGAGCCAUGCUGGUUAAUGCAGCAGCUCUUUCUAGUGUCUCACGGACUGCAAUGCAGAAGGAGGCCAUAGUUACAGAGGAGAUCAGUGUUGCCAUGCAGGCUAUGGAAUCUGUCUCCAUGGAGAAAAUGGACCUUGGGCCUUUCUUCGGUCUUCCCACCAAAGUGAAGGCGCUGAUAUGUAAUCUCAAAGGAAUCAAAGAUUUAUAUGAAUGGCAGAAGAACUGCAACCUGGACUCAGUUCAGCAGAGGAGAAACCUCAUCUACUCUCUGCCCACCAGAGGUGGGAAAACUCUGGUGGCUGAGAUUCUCAUCCUCAAAGAGCUUCUAUGCAGAAAGAGGGAUGCCAUUUUCAUUCUGCAAUACAUAUCUCUAGUGCAGGAGAAGGUUCGGGGGUUGGCCAGUUUUGGCCUGGAGCUGGACUUCAUGGUGGAGGAGUAUGCUGGCAGUAAGGGCAGGUUCCCUACAGUGAAGAGAAGGGGAAAGAGGUCCCUGUACAUCGCCACCAUUGAGAAGGCCCACAGCCUGGUCAACUCCCUCAUAGAGGCCAACAGACUGGACAAUGUGGGGCUGGUGGUUGUUGACGAGCUCCACAUGUUGGGUGAUGGUAGCAGAGGAGCUAUCAUUGAGAUGACAGCCAAAGUGCUCUAUGUCAGCAAGUCAACUCAGAUCAUUGGAAUGAGUGCUACUCUGGGCAAUAUCCAAGAUCUUCAGGGGUUUCUGAGCGCAGAUAACUAAACUAAUGACUUCAGACCGGUCGAGCUGAAGGAGUAUGUUAAACUGAAGGACAGCAUAUAUGAGGUGGACCCAAAAGAGGAUUGCUUCAGGUUCUCUCGGCUCCUAAACCUUAAGUACUCCAGUGCAAUGCAGAAGAUCGAUCAGGAUCAUAUUGUUGCCUUGGUAACUGAGGUCAUUCCAAGCCAGUCGUGCAUUGUCUUCUGUCCCACCAAGAAAAAUUGUGAGAACAUGGCUGAGAUGAUCUGCAAAUACCUGAAAAAGGACAUUAUCCAGUGCAAGCAGGCAGAGAAGGCUGUGUUGCUGGGGGAGCUAAGGAGCAGUGGGAACGGCUCCCUGUGUCCGGUGCUCAAGAAGACUACAUCAGUUUUUGUGUUUUUUUUCUUUGUCUCCCUUCAGAUCACGAACAGCUUAGAGCAGGUCAUAGACUUCAUGGAUGGUACGUUGUUGUCUGUCCAGAAGAAACAGGUGUGCUUGGAGAGGAGCCUGUGGGAGGUGACACAGGAGUGUGUUGAGCUGUUGAAAGAGAAAGGCCUUGUCACUGUGUCCACAGAGCCACAGGAUAGGACUCUGCAGGUCACCAAGCUAGGAAGAGCUACUUACAAAGGCUCAGUGGAUCUGACCUACUCUGGGGUCCUGUAUAGAGACCUGUCUAAAGGCCUGGAGAGCCUGAUGCUGGAUAGUUUCCUCCACCUGGUCUACCUGGUAACACCCUAUGACAUGGUCUCCCAGUGCAAGCCUGAUUGGAUGAUCUACUUCAGACAGGAGCUGGAGGAGUUCUGGCCCUUCAAUGCUCUCCUGACUGAGCUGACCCGCAGGCUGACCUACUGUGUCCAGGCCGAGCUCAUCCCUCUCAUGGAGGUAGCGGGAGUCAUGGAGGGAAGAGCCAAGCAGCUGUACAACGCUGGAUAUAAGACACUUGCUCAUCUGGCCAAUGCUGACCCAAACGUUCUUGUCAAGACUUUGGAGAACCUCUUCAAGAAACAAGCCAAUCAGAUUGUUGCUUCUGCAAAAAUGCUGCUGAAUGAGAAAGCUGAUGCACUUCAGGAGGAGGUGGAUGACUUGUUAAUGAUGCCUCUUGAUCUCCCCUCUUUGUAAAUAUGUUGCUGGGGUGGAUUUAUUUAGUAAACAUUACUUUUUUUUGGCCUGGUGUGUUAAUAUUGUUUGGUGUAACAUAUUGUUUAUCGGAGUGCUAUUAAAACAUAAUGUGAAUCUCUA
Molecule: messenger RNA, 2043 nt
Organism: Salvelinus sp. IW2-2015
Lineage: Eukaryota; Metazoa; Chordata; Actinopteri; Salmoniformes; Salmonidae
Source: RefSeq, a predicted model, not a curated record